This is a messenger RNA of Trifolium pratense (red clover), 1347 nucleotides long. RefSeq lists its product as uncharacterized. Lineage: Eukaryota; Viridiplantae; Streptophyta; Magnoliopsida; Fabales; Fabaceae. The record is from RefSeq and is a predicted model, not a curated record. The coding region runs from base 1 to 1347 and encodes 448 amino acids. The transcript has 3 exons.
AUGACUGAGUUAGCAGAUGGACAAAAUGAAGCUCAGCCCCCCUUUCAACAAGUUCUGUCCAAGUCACAAAAGAAGGCAAAUAAGAAAGAAAAUAAAACAAGCUUCUGCAUCUGUUCCCUACACCACUGGGUCAAGGGUUUGUCAAUCCAAUCUUUCUCAAUGAAGUGCAUCUACUGUAAAUUAAGAGGUUUGGCCAAUUCUCCUACAAAAUUGGCUCUUAAAAGGCUUAUUGUUAAGCAUAGGCCUAGUUUUAUUUUUAUAGGUGAACCUUGGAUGAAUAUUGAUUCUUUUCCUGCAUCUUGUCUCAGAAGACUUAAUCUUGAGAUAUUUAAGGUUAAUUUUAGAGGUCGUUUGUUGCCUAAUCUUUGGUGUUUGUGUUCCAUAUCUUUACAUCCUACUUCAAUUGACUUUGAUGACCAACAAAUCUCCUUCAUGUUAGAAGAAAACAGUAUGCAGUUUUUUGUCGCAGCAAUUUAUGCUUCUACUAGUUAUGUUCAUAGAAGAAAGUUGUGGAUAAAACAUAGUAACCUUCAGAUAAUUCAUAAAGGUCCCUGGUGCUUCAUUGGUGACUUUAAUACAAUCUUAGGGGCACAUGAGCAUAGAGGUAACACUACUCCUGCUUCCACUCCAAUGAAUGAUUUUUUUGAUUGGAGUAACUCUAACAACCUUGUCCAUCUUCCAACUAAAGGAGUGAAUCUUACUUGGUCAAAUGGCAGAAGAGGGGAUAGACACAUUGAAAAUCGUCUUGAUAGAUCCAUAUGUAACCUUGACUUCAUUGAUGCAUAUAUAUGGAACAAGGAGGUGUUUGGAAAUGUGCACGAUCAAUUGAAAAAGGCUAAAGAUAAGGUUAAUGAGAUUCAACAUGACAUUAGUACAAAUGGUCACAGUGACUUACUCAUGAAUCAAGAGAAACAAGCUCAAGUUGAUUUGGAGUUGGCCUUAAACAUUGAAGAAGCUUUUUGGAAGGAAAAAGCCAAGAUAAAAUGGAGCCUUGAAGGGGAUAGAAACACAAAGUUCUUUCAUAGAGUUGCUAAAAUCAAUGCUGCAACUAAUAAGAUAAUUUUUAUGAGAAAUGGAGACAACUUUUUAACUGAUCCUGAUGCCAUUGCAGAUCAUGUGGAUGAUGGAAUUAUUGAUGAAGUUAUUCUAAAUUUAGUGAACUCUGAGACCAACAAUAUGCUCACAGAUUUUCCAUCUAUGGAGGAAGUUCAUCAUGCAGUGUUUGCUCUAAACACUAACUGUGCAGCUGGUCCGGAUGGAUUUGGGGCUCUAUUUUUUCAAUCUUAUUGGGAUAUAGUGAAACAUGAUGUUUAUAAAGCUGUGUUGCAGUUCUUUCAAUCUGGGUGA